AUGGGUAACCAUGCACUCAUUUACGGUGCGUCAGGUAUUUCUGGGUGGGCCAUUGUAAACGCCAUCCUCAAUGGAUAUCCGUCCAAAGAUGCCUUCUCCAAGGUCACAGCAAUGGUGAAUCGGCCGUUGACACGGGAGAUGGCGCUCUGGCCAGAAGACACUCGUUUACAAAUAGUGUCUGGCGUGGAUCUUGUUAAGGGGACUCAGGAGGAGUUGGAGGCGCAGAUUAAAGAAAAGGUCAAGGAUGUUGAGACAGUAACUCAGGUGUAUUUUUAUUCGUACAAGCAAAUAGACGACCCUGAUUCGGAAUGCAAGGUAAAUGAAGCAAUGUUGGAGCGCGCAGUCACAGCCAUUGAUCACCUGUCGCCUCAACUCUCGUACGUGGUUCUUCCGACAGGCACCAAGAUUUACGGCUGUCAAAUGCUGGAUCAGUUCCCGUUCACAAACGACCUACCGCUGAAAGAGACGCUUCCACCUAUUCCUGAGCCAUACCUCUCUCAGCUCUUUUACUACAACCAGAUCGACUGCCUGAAGCGCAUUUCAGAAGGAAAGAAGUGGAAGUGGUGUGAAGUUCGACCGGACAACAUCAUCGGAUUCGUCCCAAACAACAAUGCCUACUGUCUGGCGCAAACACUCGCACUGUACCUCUCACUCUACCGAUUUGUCGAAGGCGAGGGCGCAAAGUGUCCAUUUCCCGGGAGUGAGAAGUCGUGGGUAAAUAAGUACAACGAAUCUCCACAAGACAUGGUUGCGCACUUUUCGAUACACGCAUCACUGCAUCCAGAAAAGACUGCGUCGCAGAGCUUCAAUGUGGGCGGUCAGGAAGACAGUUGGAGCGGGAAAUGGCCAGUUAUCUGCGAUUAUUUUGGGCUAAAAGGCACGGGGCCCGAGGAGGGCUCACCACAGCCUGGCGCAUACAUUGAUGCGCACAAGCAGCAGUGGCAGGAGUUGGAGAAGAAGCAUGGUCUCAAGCAGGGAAGCGUUGAUAGCGAUAUUACGCAUCCGGGAUUCCAGAACUUCAUCAUGACCAUGUUCGAUUUCGACCGCCAGAUGAGCAUGGAGGCUUCGCACAAGGUUGGGUACACAGAGGAGAUACGGACAAGAGAGGCGUGGACAACUGCUUUCGAUCGCAUGAGAAAGGCAAAGGUAAUUCCAUGA
Molecule: messenger RNA, 1158 nt
Organism: Bipolaris zeicola 26-R-13
Lineage: Eukaryota; Fungi; Ascomycota; Dothideomycetes; Pleosporales; Pleosporaceae
Exons: 3
Coding region: 1-1158 (385 amino acids)
Source: RefSeq, a predicted model, not a curated record